CAACACACCCUCUCUUUCCCUGCUCCCUUAAUCCCCUCGUGAGCGCAAAGCGAUUGACAAGCCAGAAUGAAAAUGAGUCGGACACUUGUGUACCUCUUCAGUGCAAGCAGUUCUUUUUGAGGAGACCUCUAAACUUGGAUCAUAUCACCAUGGGAGCUAUUUGUAUUGCCCGGGACUUCUGUUUGUUUUUGCUCUUGUUAAAUACUCGUCAAAGCGCAGCGCUUCCUCACAAUCGUGAUGCGGACCAGUGUGCUGAUGGAAGUGAUGGCUGUCACAUUGACGCAAUUUGCCAAAAUAACCAAGCUUCAUAUAAGUGCACUUGUAAAACAGGGUUUAAAGGGGACGGUACACACUGUGGAGACAUUGAUGAAUGCGAUAUUGAACACAAUGGUGGCUGUGUACAUGAAUGUCACAACAUACCAGGCAAUUAUCGAUGCACUUGUCACGAUGGAUUCAAUUUAGCGCACGACGGUCAUAACUGUCUAGAUGUGGACGAAUGUCUCUUUAACAAUGGUGGCUGUCAGCAUGUGUGUGUCAACACCAUGGGGAGCUAUGAGUGUCGCUGCAAGGAGGGUUUCUUCCUCAGUGACAACCAGCACACCUGCAUCCAUCGGUCUGUGGAGGGCUUGAGCUGCAUGAACAAGGAACAUGGCUGUGCCCACAUCUGCAAAGAGACUCCCAAGGGUGGAGUGGCGUGCGAGUGUCGGCCAGGCUUUGAGCUGGCCAAGAACCAGAGAGGUUGCAUCUUGACCUGUAACCAUGGCAACGGGGGUUGCCAGCACACCUGUGAGGACACAGAGCAGGGGCCGAUCUGCAAGUGUCACGUCAGGUACACUCUGAACCCUGAUGGGAGAUCCUGCGUAGAGAGAGAUGAGGCUGCCACUGACACCACGGAUCACAAUGCCACGUCCCUGGCAGAAGUGGACAAACGAGUCAAAAGACGCCUGCUUAUGGAGAAUUGUGCAGUGAAUAAUGGGGGCUGUGACUGCACCUGCAAGGACACAUCCACGGGGGUCCGCUGUAGCUGUCCUGUCGGCUUCACUUUGCAACCUGAUGGGAAGACCUGCAAAGACAUUGAUGAGUGUGAGCCCCACAACGGUGGAUGCGAUCACUUCUGCAGGAACACCAUCGGCAGCUUCGAGUGCAGCUGCCACAAAGGCUUCAAGCUUCUGACGGAUGAGCGCUCCUGUCAGGAUAUCGACGAGUGCUUUUUUGAAAGGACCUGUGGACACACGUGUGUGAACUCUCCCGGGAGCUUCAAGUGCAUAUGUAACAAAGGCUACACUCUGUAUGGACUGGCUCAUUGUGGAGACGUAAAUGAGUGCAGCAUGAAUAACGGAGGUUGUCAGCACCGCUGUGAGAACUCCAUGGGCGGAUUUGAGUGCCACUGCAACCCUGGUUACAAACUUCACUGGAACAAAAAAGACUGUAAUGAGGCAGAGGGUUUGCAUGCAGUCAAGUCACCUGCCAAACCCACCCUGAACUGUGGCAAGCAGGGAGGGGGUGACCGCUGUUUCCUGACCUGCCAGUCCCAGGUCCACAUCAGCAGUGGAGCUGCGGAUUCCUAUACGGUGACCUGUGGAAUGCCCUUGCCCUGCUUCACUGAGGGACAAAGGAAUGAGUCAGGGUCGUAUUGCCAAGGUUCAGACACAUUGCACACCCCAAGGAUCAAAACCACCGCGACCUUCAAGGCUGGAAUGGGAAAGUGUAACCUGAAAAAGAGUCAAGAAAAACUGCUGGAAGGAUUUAAUAAUGCUCUUUCAGACAGGAAGUUGUCCGGCACAGAGAAUGUCCAAUUCAGUUUUGUGAGCCUUCACUGCAGUUCCUCCAGCAAGCGCUCGCGCAGUCGGCACGGGCGGAAGGCCGGCGAGGAGGACGGCUCCUCCAUCACGGCCGAGUUUGAGCUGGAUGUGAGCCUUGAGGAGGUAACAGCAGAGGGUUGUGACCUGACCUGUGUCCGCCGGCGCUCGGAGAAGAGGCUCCGCAAGACGAUUCGCACCCUGCGCAAGUCCAUCAACCGCGAGCAGUUCCACCUGCACUUUGCUGGCUCUGAGUACGAGAUGGGCAAGAAGGCAGCCCGCCCUGUGGACCUGCUGGAGCAUUGUGGCACCGGCCAUGUGUUGGUAGACAAGAAGUGCGUGAGCUGUAGCGUUGGCAUGUUCUAUGACGGCGAGCAGGGGAGGUGUGUUCUGUGUCCAGCUGGAAUGUACCAAGAUGAGGAAGGGCAGGUGUCUUGCGAGCCGUGCCCAGGCCCAGAGGGGAGGGUCACUCCUAGAACUGUGGGGGCUCGGAACAUCCCGGAGUGUGGGGGUCAGUGCUUCCCAGGGCAGUACUCCCAUGACGGCCUCAUCCCAUGCCAGCCCUGCCCGCUUGGCACCUACCAGCCAGAGGUGGGACGCACCUUCUGCUUCCCCUGUGGAGGGGCCCUCAUCACCAAGCACAGCGGAGCGGUGUCCUUUCAGAGCUGUGAGACCAAAGUCCAGUGUUCUCCUGGUCACUUCUACAACACUAGCACCCACCGCUGUAUCCGUUGCCCCAUGGGAAGUUACAUGGGGGAGUUUGGGCAGAACCACUGUGUGGCCUGUCCAGGGAACACCACCACUGACUUUGAUGGGUCCACCAGCAUCACGCAGUGCAAAAACAGACAGUGUGGAGGAGAGCUGGGAAAUUACACCGGCUAUAUUGAGUCUCCCAACUACCCGGGGAACUACCCUGCCAACAUCGAGUGCAACUGGACCAUCACGCCACCUCCCAAGCGCAGGAUCCUGAUCGUGGUGCCUGAGAUCUUCCUCCCCAUCGAGGACGAGUGUGGAGACUACCUGGUCAUGAGAAAAACACAUCUGCCCAACUCUGUGACGACGUACGAGACGUGUCAGACAUAUGAGCGGCCCAUCGCCUUCACCUCCCGAUCCAAGAAACUGUGGGUCCAGUUCAAGUCCAAUGAAGGGAACAGCGGGAGGGGCUUCCAGGUCCCUUAUGUAACAUAUGAUGAGGAUUACCAGGAGCUGAUUGAAGACAUAGUCAGAGAUGGAAGAUUAUACGCCUCUGAGAAUCACCAAGAAAUUCUUAAGGACAAGAAACUUAUGAAGGCCCUGUUUGAUGUCCUUGCGCAUCCACAAAACUUCUUCAAUUACACUGCUCAGGAGUCAAGAGAAAUGUUCCCGAAAUCUUUCAUCCGAUUCCUGCGCUCCAAGGUUCUGCGGUUCUUGCGCCCCUAGAAAAGCAGUGCUCAUCGCCCCUUCAUGGCAAACUUGUGGCAAACAAACAACAACCUGGCAAACUUCUAAAACUGUGCUUUAUCACUGCUGCAAACAAAUUAUAAACUCAUAAGGAACUGUCCAACCUGAGAACAUUUGAUAUCAGCUGAGACUGAGAACGACCAGGAGCGUGUGACUCUUUAUCUGACAUCUCAUCUUUGCCAUCCAAAUACAGGCAACAGUGGACUCUCUCAGCAAGGCAGUUGGGACUUGUUUUUCCUCCCCAUGAAAGGGUCCCAGUUACAUGAAUUUUUCCCCCAUUUUUAUAAAUGGUAGAUGUGGGCUCUGUUCAAGUAACUCUGAGUCUUUGAAAGGAUUGUUUGAAUUGUGUUAAGUUGAGUGGUUGUGUUGUGUGAAAAGUCCUCCCUUUCCCUCCACAAGAAACCCUAGUGUUCAGAGAUAUUACGAUAUGUUGUUUGUCUUUCAAAGGGAAGUUACUCCUCUUACAUUUUUGUGCAUAGAGAGAAUAGCAUACACCUUUUUUUACUGGUAGGAACUGGGUGGACCCUGCGGUUUGGAGUUGUAUCGAGAUCACUGGUUCUUAUUGUGCUGAAAAAAAUAUAUGAAAUAUAUGUUAAAAGCAACCUUUGUUUAUAUAUCUUAUCACUACAAGGGAGAUAGUGACAAAGUUAAAAGCAAUUAUUCUUUUGAAUGUUUUGUAUAUUAUGUAUAAAAAUAUUAGACCGCUCUCAUGAAUUGUAUUGUAGACAAACGCCUCCCUGUAAAGUAUGUGAUUUUGUUGAGUGAAACAUGUUUUAUGCAUCCGCUAGUAUAAGGUCACAUGUUCAAUCUAUGUUUCUGCUGUUUUACAUGAUUGAUUGACGCUGCCAGUAAAUGCCAGUAUUUUGUUGACAGGUUUGAUACACUUGUCACAGACAUUAAUAAGACCUCCCUAAUUUCAUACCCACUAUAGAUCCUGUCAUGCAAGUUUGUCUGAACCUUGUACUCAACAAAUGAAACCCACCAUGACUUUUUGGAAAAAGAGUUCGGUAGAAUAGAAAUUUUCAGUCAUGUAUUAGAAAGUAAAUUAAUAUCUAUAUUUUUAUGUUUUAUACAUCUAACAUGUAAAUAAAUCAAGUAAUCGAAAA
Messenger RNA from Clupea harengus (Atlantic herring), 4345 nucleotides. It is a transcript of the gene scube2, whose product is annotated as signal peptide, CUB domain, EGF-like 2. Gene Ontology annotation, biological process: signal transduction. Gene Ontology annotation, molecular function: calcium ion binding. The record is from RefSeq and is a predicted model, not a curated record. Gene Ontology annotation, cellular component: cell surface. NCBI's taxonomy places the organism in Eukaryota, Metazoa, Chordata, Actinopteri, Clupeiformes, Clupeidae.